UUGUUUUGAUUGGGAUGAUAUGUAAAGCCUUGCUGCAAUUAGGCUUGCAACCAGCUCAGCGGCGUUGUAUUAGUUAAACAGGUAUUGUGAGCUCGUAGGAUUUCAUUAAUGACUGCUUGCCAUUUGUUAGUGCUUGAAGUACUCGCCAGGUAAUACAUAGAUAACACGUUAAGCAGGUUAGAAGAGAUGCAAGUUAAUAUCAAUGGAAUUUCUUCAAAGGUUUUUUCUUUAACUGGAAUGCUUAUCAUGCUACUGGCCGCUGUGACAGAUCACUGGCGAAAGAAAGAUAUAAAAGGGAGGGCCGUCCACGAAAGUGUCUGGGAUGACUGCGCAAUUUUGGAAACAGGACAGACAUGUUACUUGACCAAGAAAGAACAAGAUCUCUUGAGUGGGGUACAAGCACUUGUUCUUCUCUCGAUGGUGUUCGAAUUCAGCAAUCUUCUCAUAAGUGGCUUCAUCUACUGCCUCAAGACAGCGCUCAAACCGUUCCUAAUUACCAUCGAAACUUGUGCAGCUAUAUUCGGCACAGCGGCAGUCAUCAUCUACUUGCACAAAUUUAUUGUUAAAGCCCGUUGGAGUAUUGGUUGGUCGUGGAUUCUCGCUGUAGUGGGCGCAAUCUGCAUCAUUGUCGGUGACUUCCAGAGCCUCAUACAUUUUUCAAGAACCCGAAGAGCAAAGAAUGCAGAGAAAUUAAGAGAGUACAUACCUAUGGAUAAUGUGCCUGGGCAUGCUUCUCAUCAAGUUUGAACUGAAGCAGUUCUCUAUGAAUAUGUGGCUGGGAAGAAAAAGAACGGUGUUACGCAAGGAUCAUUACUCGUGUCAUACUGUCUGAGUUGACAAAACUAUGUGUGCUUGGAUAAAUUUCAAUGUAUAAAGUUACGUUGUACAUAGCAUAUGAACAGAAAGAAA
Messenger RNA from Rhopilema esculentum, 909 nucleotides. RefSeq lists its product as uncharacterized. The record is from RefSeq and is a predicted model, not a curated record. Gene Ontology annotation, cellular component: plasma membrane. Lineage: Eukaryota; Metazoa; Cnidaria; Scyphozoa; Rhizostomeae; Rhizostomatidae.